This is a messenger RNA of Episyrphus balteatus (marmalade hoverfly), 2081 nucleotides long. It is a transcript of the gene deltaCOP, whose product is annotated as coatomer subunit delta. Bases 150 to 1715 code for a protein of 521 amino acids. The transcript is spliced from 9 exons. Gene Ontology annotation, biological process: retrograde vesicle-mediated transport, Golgi to endoplasmic reticulum; Golgi localization; endoplasmic reticulum to Golgi vesicle-mediated transport. The record is from RefSeq and is a predicted model, not a curated record. Gene Ontology annotation, cellular component: COPI vesicle coat; cytosol. Lineage: Eukaryota; Metazoa; Arthropoda; Insecta; Diptera; Syrphidae.
GACAUCUUCCCUACAAAAAAAAAUUAUCGAACACGUCAGCGACAUUAAAUUAUUUUUUUAGGACCGCAGUAAAUUCAGAAAAACUACCCAAAUUCUGUAAAAUAUUUAACAAAAAACUAUUAAAAACAAUUCUCAAAUAAUCAAACAAUAUGGUUCUCAUCGCCUCAGCGGUAUGCACCAAGAAUGGCAAAGUCAUUAUAUCACGACAGUUUGUCGAAAUGACCAAAGCCCGUAUUGAAGGUCUACUUGCUGCAUUCCCCAAACUAAUGACCUCCGGCAAGCAACAUACAUUCGUUGAAACAGACUCAGUUCGUUAUGUCUAUCAACCCAUGGAGAAGCUCUAUAUGCUUCUAAUUACCACAAAAGCUAGUAACAUUUUGGAAGAUUUAGAAACACUUCGUUUGUUUUCGAAAGUUAUUCCAGAAUAUUGUCACUCCCUGGAGGAGAAAGACAUCCUCGAUAAUGCAUUCAAUUUAAUUUUUGCAUUCGAUGAAAUUGUUGCUCUUGGUUAUCGCGAAAGUGUCAAUUUGGCACAGAUUAAGACAUUCGUUGAGAUGGAUUCUCACGAAGAGAAAGUCUAUCAAGCAGUUAGAGAGACUCAAGAACGUGAAGCUCGUCAAAAGAUGAGAGAAAAGGCCAAGGAACUGCAAAGACAACGGAUGGAAUCAGCCAAACGUGGAGGUAGCUCUGCCAGCAUGAGUCAUCACAUUAGUUCUAGUUUGGAAGGAUUUGGACCAUCAUCGGGUGGGAUUAGUAGUUCAUCCAUUUCAACACCAAGUAUUGAUUCUAGUGAAAUCAAAUCUGCUCCUAAAGCACAGAAACCAAUGGCUCGUAAUGCGCUCAAAUUAGGUGGCAAAACCAAGGAUGUUGAUAGUUUUGUUGAUCAACUAAAGAGCGAAGGUGAAAAGAUUGCCAAUUUAACUCCAAGUUUAGGUGGAGCUGCUUCAACUACAACCGUCAGGCCAAAACUUAUUUCCGAUGUUCUCACCGAAAGCGUUCAUCUCAAAAUGGAAGAUAAAUUGGUUGUUCGUCUUGGUCGCGAUGGAGGACUGCAAACAUUCGAACUCUCUGGUUUGCUAACACUGAGAAUCUCAGAUGAAUCGUUCGGACGGAUCAAGGUCAAUCUGGAAAAUAAGGACAAGCAUGGUAUUCAAUUGCAAACGCAUCCAAAUGUCGACAAGGAACUCUUCAAAACACGCUCACAAAUUGGACUUAAGAACCCAGCCAGGCCAUUCCCAUUGAACACAGAUGUUGGUGUGCUUAAAUGGCGUUAUACCACUCAAGAUGAUUCAGCUAUUCCCCUUACAAUUAACUGUUGGCCAUCAGAGAAUGGUGAUGGUGGUUGUGAUGUCAACAUUGAAUAUGAACUUGAGGCACAGCGCCUUGAAUUGCAAGAUGUUUGCAUUGCUAUUCCCCUGCCAUUGAAUAUUCAACCAUCAGUUGGUGAAUAUGAUGGAACAUAUAAUUACGAUUCUAGAAAACAUAUUCUUCAAUGGCUUAUUCCGAUCAUUGAUGGUUCAAACAAGGCAGGAUCAAUGGAAUUUAGUUGUGCGUCAUCCAUUCCAGGGGACUUUUUCCCAUUACAAGUUACAUUUGUUUCGAAAACUCCAUUUGCUGAUUUACAUGCCAAGGAUGUGGUUUCUGUAGAUGAUGAAACGCCAGUCAAGUACUCAACCGAAUCAGUCUUGUUUGUGGAUAAAUAUGAAAUUGUCUAAAAAAAAUAAUUUUAGUUUCAGUUUCUUAUAAUUUUUUUUUGUCUUUAUUUUCUGUUAUAUUCGUAUUCCCCACACUAUACAACAAAAAAAAAAAAAAAAAAACAAAUAUAAAUAUACAUAUUCUCUUAUUUUUAAUACACUUAGGUACAUUAUCAUAAAAAAAUGUUUAUUAUAGUAAGGUGAGGAAGUGUGUAUAUCUUUAAGAUAACAGAAACUCUGCGCCAAUAUUUUAAACACGUUACUUUUUUUUCUCCUCUCAGCGCCAUUAAAUCAAAGUUAGAAAAAAUGUUAUGUACAUCUAGAAUGAUAUGAUUGAUAAAAAAAAAUAAACAUUUAUGCUUCACAGAGGAAAAAAACGCAUUUUUU